AUGCCUGUAUACAGUUCUGAAAAAUGCUCAGUUGACGGCUGCGGCUUAAAAGGUCAAAAAGUCACUUGCGAGUUCUGUAAGAACUUGUUUUGCCUCCAACACAGACAUACAGACGAUCAUUCCUGCGGAGAAUACGAAAAAGUACUCGAUGCCAAGCGCGCUGAGAAAGGAGUGAUAACACAAGAAACGAAAGCAACAAUAGAAGCGUUGAAGAACCUCGUAUCCACAAUAACAACUCCUUCGACGAAAACCGCCACGAGCAAGAAGAAACUCUCGGACAAACAAAGAGCCAUGGCGGCGAAAGUAAGACUGAUGAAACUGAAGGCCACGGCAAAAGGACCCGGGUUUGUCCCAAUGUCCGAGCGAAUUUUCUUCCAAAUCGGGGAGAAACGAAUCUUCUGCGGUCUCGAUUUCACUAUCGCUCGUCUUGCUGGCUUAGCUGAAUGCUCUGGCCUGGCUACGAUCAAUGAUUUUCCUCUCGAAGCUGAAAGUGUCAUUCGUGAACUAAUCGAUCUCGGAAUUCUUAUCAAUGGCGAUGAGCUUGUUGCACUGUAA
Messenger RNA from Oikopleura dioica, 555 nucleotides. Lineage: Eukaryota; Metazoa; Chordata; Appendicularia; Copelata; Oikopleuridae. The record is from the annotation of a GenBank genome assembly.